AGCUCCGCCGUGGCCUGUAUUACACCUUUUUACCCUUCCCACCACCAUAAGCUGCCAUGCUAAUUUGGCCGCAUACGUGCCGGCUUUGUCGCAAGUUGAGGCUAGCAGGGCUGGCGUGUGCACUCGUCCGACCUACGCCAUACCGAGGUGCUUCUGAACUUGAUUUGGAGAGCAAAAGUUAUGCUUACAUUCUCAAGAUCGAGAGCUCGAACCAACUCGCUUUGAGCUUAAGGCGGUGUGUUCGAGGACUGCCACAUCCGAUGCUCGGAGGAGGGGUUCACAUCAUUGUGGUCCUUCUUGCACGCUUACUAAAUACCGGUACUGGUAACUAGCGUCCGAACUCAAAUUGGACGUCCUGGCCAAGCUUCCGACAUGUCACAUACGCCACACAAGCAUCACAUAUCGAUUACAGAAAAGCUGCCAAGAAUGCCUCUGUUGUAAGAGCUAGGCUACGGCAUCCGAGGAGCCCAAUCUAC
Messenger RNA from Paraphaeosphaeria sporulosa, 476 nucleotides. RefSeq lists its product as uncharacterized. The coding region runs from base 57 to 332 and encodes 91 amino acids. The transcript has 2 exons. The record is from RefSeq and is a predicted model, not a curated record. Lineage: Eukaryota; Fungi; Ascomycota; Dothideomycetes; Pleosporales; Didymosphaeriaceae.